Eleginops maclovinus (Patagonian blennie) is the source of this 1728-nucleotide messenger RNA. RefSeq names its product dnaJ homolog subfamily A member 3, mitochondrial-like. Gene Ontology annotation, cellular component: mitochondrion. The transcript has 12 exons. The coding region runs from base 16 to 1422 and encodes 468 amino acids. The record is from RefSeq and is a predicted model, not a curated record. NCBI's taxonomy places the organism in Eukaryota, Metazoa, Chordata, Actinopteri, Perciformes, Eleginopidae. Gene Ontology annotation, biological process: negative regulation of apoptotic process; mitochondrion organization; response to heat. Gene Ontology annotation, molecular function: ATP binding; protein kinase binding; heat shock protein binding.
GACAGUGACGCAAAGAUGGCGUCCUCCGCUGCACGGCUGCUCUGCUCGGGACUGAGCGGUCGGUUCCUAUCCGUCUCUGCCCGACAUGCAGCAGUCUGCUCGGCCUCGGUGUGGCCGACCCCCCGGGGGGAGAGGGCCAACUACCGGAGCUGCUGUCAGGCUUCAGGGAGAAAUGUGGUGACAUUGAGAGGAGUGACAGGCCCGACGUCCUGUCGCUGUUUUCACACCAGCAGCCGCUCGGGAAACAAGGAGGAUUUGUACCAGGUGUUGGGCGUCCCCCGCACCGCCACACAGAAGGAAAUCAAGAAGGCUUACUACCAGUUGGCGAAGAAGUUCCACCCCGACACGAACCCAGACGACCCCGAGUCGAAAGAGAAGUUUGCCAAGCUGGCCGACGCCUACGAGGUGCUGAGUGACGAGCUGAAGAAGAAGCAGUAUGACACGUAUGGAGCGGCGGGCUUCGACCCGAGCCGAGGCGGGGGGUCCAGCCAGCAGCAGUACUACAGAGCGGGGGGGUCCAACAUCAACCCCGAGGAGCUGUUCCGGAAGAUCUUUGGAGAGUUCAGCUCAGGGAGGGGCUUCGGAGACCUCAACAGCAUGUUCGAACAGAGACCAGAGUUUGUGAUGGAGCUGACGUUCUCUGAGGCGGCAAAGGGUGCUAACAAGCCGCUGACGGUGAACCUGGACGACGCCUGUCCCCGCUGCGACGGGAAGGGGAGCGAGCCCGGCACCAGAGUGUCUCACUGCCACUACUGCAACGGCACCGGCAUGGAGUCGUUGAACACGGGGCCCUUCAUGAUGCGCAGCGCCUGCCGCCGCUGUGGGGGGCGGGGCUCCAACAUCAUCACGCCCUGCGUCCUGUGCCGGGGGUCCGGUCAGACCAAGAAGAGGCAGACCGUCACCGUGCCCGUCCCUGCAGGAGUGGAGCACGGUCAGUCGGUGCGCAUGUCAGUGGGCAGCAAAGAGAUCCUCAUCACGUUCAGGGUGCAGAGGAGCCCGGUGUUCAGGCGCAACGGAGCCGACAUCCACUCCGACGUGUUGAUCUCCGUGGCUCAGGCCAUCCUGGGGGGCACCGCCACGGGGCCCGGGCUCUACCAGACCAUCAGCAUCAUCGUUCCUGCCAGUUGCCAGGCAGAUCAGGUGAUCCGGCUGCAGGGCAAAGGGAUCCGCAGGAUGAACAGCUACAGCUACGGAGAUCACUACGUGCACAUCAAGAUCAGAGUGCCAAAGAAGUUGACGCGCAGGCAGCGCUCUCUGCUGCUCAGUUACGCUGAAGACGAGACCGACGUGCCGGGGACGGUGAACGGAGUUGAACCCUCUGCAGGAGGGGGCAGCAGCAGCUCUGAGGAGCUACGGCACACACAGCCUGAAGAAGAGGAGGGGGGGGGCUUCCUCUCCAAACUAAAGAAAAUGUUUAGCUGACGCUGCUGCAGGGGGAAACACAAGGUGAUGAAGAAUCCACGGAGCGUCCGGCCUCAGAGAGGAAGAGGAAGAGGUGUGGUCUCUUUCACACGGUGAUGAGUCUGCCGUGUGGAGGCCAGGAGAAACCGGAGGGUGGUAGGGGCUCACUUUGAACCGCUGCUCAUUGAGACUCGGAAGAAAGGAAGGACUCCCCUCUCCUCUGGACUCUAGUCAGGGAGCCCCCUGGGCCCUCGCCCCUGAAUGCAACGCAAACUGUCCGUGUUGCAUUCACAACCCAACCGGUAAAUUAAAGCGCUGUGCUCUCCA